Messenger RNA from Dichotomopilus funicola, 2064 nucleotides. Its product is annotated as SWI/SNF complex protein-like protein. The record is from RefSeq and is a predicted model, not a curated record. Lineage: Eukaryota; Fungi; Ascomycota; Sordariomycetes; Sordariales; Chaetomiaceae. The transcript has 3 exons. Gene Ontology annotation, cellular component: SWI/SNF complex. The coding region runs from base 1 to 2064 and encodes 687 amino acids. Gene Ontology annotation, molecular function: histone binding; DNA binding. Gene Ontology annotation, biological process: positive regulation of DNA-templated transcription.
AUGGAUGAGAGCUCGGUUAGCUACGGCACCCCGACAAAUGGUGCAUCGCCGGGCGCCAACCCGAUUCUCGCGCAACCACCUCUCCCUGAUGCCAACGAUCAGAACGCAGAUGUCCAAAUGAGCGAUGGACCGGCAAUCAAGCAGGAUAGUACCACGCCCGCCCCCGGCGCCACAUCCGACAACCCGCUCGAUGCGCCCGAAGGGCCCCCCGCCGAGGUGACGGGUCAGGAUGAAGAGAUGGGCGAUGUGUCGAAGGGCGAAUCAGCGCAGGGUGACGGGCAAGACGGUGCAAGUGAAGCCAAGACAAAAGAGUUCAUCGAGAACGCCGCCCGAGAACACCUGAUUUCCCAGACCCAUGCCAUUGUUCUCCCCAGCUACAGCACCUGGUUCGACAUGAACGCCAUCCAUGCCAUCGAACGGAAGGCUCUCCCUGAGUUCUUCAACAACAGGAACCGCAGCAAGACAUCUGUGGUCUAUAAAGAUUACCGUGAUUUCAUGAUCAAUGCGUACCGAUUGAACCCUAUCGAGUACCUCACGGUCACGGCGUGCAGGCGCAACUUGGCGGGUGACGUGUGCGCCAUCAUGCGCGUGCAUGCGUUCUUAGAGCAGUGGGGCCUUAUUAACUACCAGGUUGAUACCGAUCAACGGCCCUCCCAUGUCGGGCCCCCUUUCACCGGCCACUUCAAGAUUAUUUGUGACACGCCCCGUGGUCUUCAGCCCUGGCAACCGGCUGCCGACCCCGUCGUCACGGAAGGCAAACAGAACAAGGACACCGAGGCUAAAGCUGCCGCAACCCCGGCGCCUAAGAGCGAGCUCAACCUAGAAGUCGGCCGCAACAUCUACGAGGCCAAUGCAAAGAGCAACAAGCUGAACAAAGGCGACAACAAGUCCAACGGCGAAGCGCCCACCACUAAUGGUGUGUCGGGUACCGAUGAGCUGACUAAGGCUCCCGUUGUCAAGGUCAACUGCUUCAACUGCGGGACCGACUGCACCCGCAUCUACUACCACAGCUCGCAGACCGACCCCAACAACAAGGCCAAGUACGAUUUGUGCCCAAGCUGUUACCUCGAAGGACGCCUCCCUGGAAAUCAGACGAGUGCUCACUACACCCGCCUGGAAAAUCCCACCUACUCGUCGAUUCUUGAUCGGGAUGCGCCGUGGAGCGAUGCUGAGAUCUUGCGGCUACUGGAAGCGCUGGAACGAUAUGACGAGGACUGGAGCGAGAUUUCCGAAUACGUGGGUACCCGGACACGCGAGGAGUGUGUGCUUCAGUUCCUGCAGCUCGACAUUGAGGAUAAGUACCUCGACUCGGAGCGUCUUGAUGCCCCGAUCGGGCUUCAGAUGCUCGGCAGCCACGGCGGGCAAUUGCCCUUCAGCCAGACCGACAACCCGGUUAUGUCGGUCGUUGGCUUCCUUGCCAGCCUCGCAGACCCCGCAAGCACGGCCGCCGCCGCCAACAAAUCUGCCGAGGUUCUUAAGCAAAACCUGCGCAACAAGCUCGAGGGUGGUGCAUCAUCCGAUACGCAGCAGACCAACGGAAAGGGGAAGGAGAAAGCGGGCGCUAGCGGUGAUGACACGAUGGACGUUGACCUCCGCCACGAGACGACGACUACUACGACCACUACGACAACCACUACAACCACCUCAUCCUCCGCGCUUGCCAGCAUCCCCCUCGCCGCGGUCGGCGCCCGCGCUGGCGGCCUCGCUUCGCACGAAGAGCGCGAGAUGACGCGCCUCGUCUCAUCAGCCGUCAAUAUCACCCUCGAGAAACUCCAACUCAAGCUCCAGUACUUCAACGAGAUGGAAUCGAUUCUCCAGGCGGAGCGGCGCGAGCUCGAGCGCGCGCGUCAACAGCUCUUCCUGGACCGCCUCGCCUUCAAGCGCCGUGUCCGGGAGGUGCAGGAAGGGUUCAAGCAGGCCGCGGCGGUGGGCGGCGAACAGGGCGCACGGUUGGCGCAGGAGGUGAACACAGAUGGCGGGAAGGUCGUGUUCCACGCGCCGCCGGCGGUGGCGGCCGUGCAGCCGCUCAGUGCGGAGGGGCCGGUGAAGACUUUUGAAGCUUAG